Messenger RNA from Suricata suricatta (meerkat), 1701 nucleotides. Its product is annotated as Friend virus susceptibility protein 1-like. Lineage: Eukaryota; Metazoa; Chordata; Mammalia; Carnivora; Herpestidae. The record is from RefSeq and is a predicted model, not a curated record. The transcript has 4 exons. The coding region runs from base 468 to 1328 and encodes 286 amino acids.
CCUCUCUCGGGGUCCUUCCCUUUUCCAGCCUGCCUUUGGUGCUGUCCUUGGAGUCGCCUGACUCUCAUGAGAAGACAACAGGCCCUGAUAGUCCACUGCUUUUUUCCUUAGCCUCCAUGGACAAUAUUUCACAUCUUUGUAGGAAGAUUUUGCCAGCAACAGGUAUUAUCCGCUUCCCCAGGCACCAAAGCUGGAUUUCCGACACUGGCGUGUGUGCUUGACGCCUCGGGGCGGAGCCCGAGCUGUGGCUUGUGGAGGGCCUUGCGAGCGGCGCGUACUAUAAAAUGGGACGCGAAGGGCCCCAACGCAUGUUGUGGAGAGAGUGAGGACCUGGUGUGUCUUCAAGCUGAGGGACCACCCACUACCACCUCUUCUCGGUGGUUCCUCCAGGAGCUGAGGGCCCCACUGUCCCCGUCCUUGCUCCUGCGGCUGAUCCCCGCCGCUCCCCACAGGGGACAGCCACCGCCAUGGCCGAGCGCGCGCUGGCCCCCACGCAGACGGGGCGGGGAGACCGCUACUACACGUACACCGAGCUCCUGGCCAUCUCACGCCGCUUCAAGCAGAACCCCAAUGAGCUCAUGAUCACCUGGAUCCUGCGGGUGUAUGACCAGGGGGGCCUGGCCCUGGCCCUGAAUUCUGGAGAGCUGGCGCUGCUGGGGGACCUGACCAGCGAUGCCAUCUUCAACUACCACUGCAAGGCGCUGCGGGGCGGCUGCCGGACGCUGCUGGCCUGGCUGCUGCAGGCCUGGCGCCAGCGCUGGGAGUCCUUCCUGCACUUUGAGGCCACCGAGCUGCCCUUCCGCCCCUGGACCACCAUGGAGGAGGGCAUCCAGCUGGUGCGCGAGCUGGGCAUGCUCGACUGGAUCUACCGCGAGCCGCCCACACCCGAGCAGGGGCCCGCGCCCGAGGACGUGCCCUUCACGCAGGGCCUGCAGCGGCGCCUGCUGACGGCUGCGCCCUCCGAGCUGCGGCUCUCGCUGGUCAGCCUGCUGGUCAAGGGCAUGACGGUGCUGGAGGCGGUGAUGGAGAUCCAGACCAUCGCCGACGUGGGCCUGCUGUGGCGCCAGAGCCAGCCGGGCCGCACCAAGCUCAUGCUGGGGCCCAACCCAACGCGCAAGGACCUCACGGCCUGGCUGCUGAGCCACGGCGUGCCCAGGGAGAGGGUGGACAGGCAGCCCACCAAGGUCCUGCUGGAGCUCUACAUCAAGGAGGCCAAGCGCAGCCGUGGCCACCCUGCCUACAUGCUGGCGGACGAGCAGCCCCCGCCUCCCCCCUACUCCGACCAGGCCUGUGGGGAGGAGCCGCCGGCACCCGGACACCAUGACUAGGCCCCGCCCUGGGCGCCACAUUCCAGGGGAGACGCACCCCCGGGGUGGACCAUCUGUUCUCCAGACUCUUGGGGCUCUUGACUGAGGUGCCCUUGCCCCUAGCCACCCCACGAGUGUCCCCAGCCAGUAGUUCUUGGUGCCUCAUUACCCCUUCCCUGGGGCCACAUCCAGUUACAUUUUAGCCUGUUACACUUCAGGCCCAUCGGCAUAGUGGGCGGGCACCCCCGCUCUGCCGCAAGGGCCCCCAACGCACUACAGGCCAGUGGGGGCUCCCCGCAGCCCAUAACUUAAAAGCACCUUAACGUUUUUUCCCUUUUUCUUAAGCUAUUUUUAAAUGCAAUGUUUUUACCUAAUAAUUUAAGCAUAUACAACA